AUGAUCUCGCAAAUCUGCAACGAAGUCAUAGGUCUGGUCCCCAAAAAGGAAGAGCCUGGUUGGCUCAGCGUGACUGGCCAUCCUGGAGCCGUUUAUUGCGAAAAUAGUAUUUCGUCCGGCCCGGAGGCAACUGGCGCUGAUGUAUCCCAGGCCAUUCGCAUAGCUUACUUCACUCCAUUGAAACAUAUUCCAGGUCCCUGGUAUGCGUCGUUGACAGGGCUGCGCCUGUCGUGGUCCGUCUUUGCCAACAAUCGAAUCCACUACGUCCAUAGCUUGCACCAGAAGUAUGGGCCCAUCGUCCGUAUCGGACCUCAAGAAAUCGACGUGGCAGAUCCUGUGGCAGGACGCGAGAUCCACCGCAUGGGAUCUGGCUUCAUGAAAGCUCCCUUCUAUGAGCUUCUAUCACCAGGGCCGGUAGACAAUAUCUUCAACUUUCGGGAUCCAAAACUCCAUGCGGCGCGUCGUAAACUUUACGCCCGGGGUUUCACGCUGCAGAGCUUACGAAACGAGUGGGAGCCAAAGGUCCGGGAUAUCAUCAAGCUGACCGUGGAGAAGAUCAAAUGCGACGCCGUAAAGGGCGAGGCCGAGAUCAUGGGGUGGUGGACUCUCAUGGCCAACGAAAUAGUCUGCCAGCUUACGUUCGGCGGUGGCGCAGGCAUCGUCGCCAAAGGUGUCAAGGAACCCUUCGUUCUUAUGCUAGAACGGCGGAUGGGAGACCUUGCGCAUCUGCUCAAGCACUUCGCUCCCCCUGGCUACUAUCUUGGCCGUGCGUUGGCUUGGUUCAUCCCACCUCUCCAGGAUAUAUUCUAUUCUCAGGAGAGAAUGUUCGCUGCGGGAGGCGACGUGGUCUCCCGAGCGCGAGAGGCAAAGAAGGCCCAGGCCGAACCGAGAAAUCUAUUCAAUAAGGCCCUAGAGGCCGGAAACUUGACUGAUACAGAUAUCAUAACUGACGCCGGGGCUCUACUACUGGCGGGCUCCGACCCGACGGCAAUCUCUCUGACGUUCCUUCUCUGGUGUGUGCUGAGUCGACCAGAAGUCCAAAAGCAAGUCGAGGCCGAGGUCGCCACUCUUGAAGGUGAACUGACCGACGAAGCCUGCGAGCGGUUGCCCAUCCUGAAUGCGGUCAUCGACGAAAGUCUACGGCUAUACGGGGCGGCUCCAGGAUGCAUGCCUCGCAGUCCACCAUCCGGGGGUGUGACAAUUGGGGGGUAUUUCAUUCCCGACGACACCAUAGUUGCUACGCAGAACUGGAGUCUUCAGCGCAAUCCGAGUAUCUGGGAUGAUGCAGACACGUUCGAUCAUACGCGCUGGCUAUCCAACUCGAGAAUCACUGACCAAGCCAAGCUGGCUUUCAACCCGUUCGGGUACGGGGCACGCCAGUGCCUAGGUAUUCAUCUCGGCCGUAUGGAGAUGCGUCUGGCUGCGGCCAUGUUUUUUCGCGAAUGUGUUGGGGCGCGAUUAGGACGAUCGGUGACGGACGAGAGCAUGCACGUGGUAGACAGUUUCAUAGCGGGCGUUCCCCGCGAUCGUCGAUGCGCCAUUACACUGACAUAGACGCCGAUUGAUGGAACGAGACGCUGUCGUGGAGAGUCUGGCGUACCAUGCCAGACGCACCAACAAUUUUCUAACUCGCUUCGGAUAGAGCCGACGCGAUGCGCGAUGUUUGUCGGGGCAUACUGUUCUAUGGCACCGCCCAGAUUGCAGCUCGGUUAGACCUGAUUUUUAGUCGCGCGAUACAAAUUGGUUAUAUAAGCAACAUUAGUCAUGACUGUCACGCGACCAUAAAGACGAUGAUGAGUUUCAAGUCGCGUCACCUGCCCUAGGGGUCGAGCUCGCUUAGUCAUUAUUUAGUAAGCUAGGUAUAGAUAGGCGGCAACGUUGGCCACCAAUAAUGACAAUUGUCCGUCCCUUUC
Molecule: messenger RNA, 1913 nt
Organism: Aspergillus nidulans FGSC A4
Lineage: Eukaryota; Fungi; Ascomycota; Eurotiomycetes; Eurotiales; Aspergillaceae
Product: P450 monooxygenase stcB
Exons: 4
Coding region: 1-1554 (517 amino acids)
Biological process (GO): sterigmatocystin biosynthetic process; secondary metabolite biosynthetic process
Molecular function (GO): monooxygenase activity; iron ion binding; heme binding
Source: RefSeq, a predicted model, not a curated record